CAAUAGCUUGUAAUCCUGAAGGGUUGGCGAGAAUAGGAGUAACUUCCUUGGUGUUCGGACUUCUUGAAGCAAUUAUUUCUCAAAAGCAACACCACCAAGACAAAAUGUCAGAUGUACCUAGUGUUCAAGCUGCCUGCCUAAAGACUUUGAAUGAUGAAACAAAGGGGAAUUGGGAUCGAGAGGUGGAUCAUCAUCUGGAUCGGUUCUUCCCUGACUGGAGAAAUCCAUCAAGGACUUAUACAGUCCCUGAUGAGUUCUCUUACAAAACACGUACACCAGGUUCUGGAGAGCAAGCAGAAAAGAAGUUUUUUGAACUGUUGAAAAAGUUUGGAGAGAGGCGGUCAGAAUGUAUGUUUGUAAUUCACUCCAGUGUAUUUGCCCAGAUGUUUUCUACAUUGAAAAGUGAGCAGGCAGAGGAGUUCUGGCUGACAGGAGAGCAUGAUUUUGUUGUUCUUCAUAAAGAAAAAGGAAUAAUAUUUUUCCAGGUGAAGGCAGCUGAUACAACAAAGAAGACAUUUUCUGAUGGAAAGAAACAAUUGGAGAAGGAUGGACAAUCAUUACAAGCAUUUCUUGGGAGGGACUUGCAAGACAGAAUGACAAAGCACAUUAUUCAGGAGUCGCACACACACCAAGGGUUUGUUACGCCAAGCGGCCCCUCAGUUGGAAACCCUCCUAAUGGUGAGGAUUGUGAAAAUGUAAAAGCAUUUUUUGAAGCAAAUGAACAAUUGCUCCAAAGAAGACAAAGGUUACAAGAGCUUGUUGGAAAUAUAAAGGCCAUUAAUAAUGAGGUUCACAAGUUCCCAGGGUUUGUUGUUAUGCCAAAUUGCCCAUGCCCAAAAGAUUCAGCUACAAAGCCUGCAAAUGGUGUCUUUAUGGAGAAUUGUGAAAAUGUGGAGGCGUUUUCUGCAUGGUGGGACCAAAAUGUCAAGAGGAAGAUGGAUGUCAAACAAGAAUUGUUUGAAAUACUUGUUGAGCGGUUUGUUGGAAUGGCUCUUGGGUUUCCUCCUCCCCUCGGUGAUUCAAAUAAGAUGAUCAAAAAACAGUUAGAUGGUUGCAUGGAAAGGGGCUUGGAAGCUCUUUUGUUUACUCCAAUGGAGCAAUGGAUAUCAAGCGUUUGUGGGAGAGGAAAAAGAUGGUUACUCACUGAGAAAGUAAAAGAACUUUCGCAAAAGACAGAUGAGAAUAUCCUUGUUGUUUGUUCCAGCAAGCCUUUGUCAAUAAAGCUAGCCAAGGAAUUUAAUCUUGCAAAAGUGGCUAGUUUUGAGGAUCUUCUCUCGGAACUUAGUGAGCCUGAAUCCUGUUUUGAGCAGAGGAGGGAAGGACGUGUAAGCAAGGUACUGGAAAGGUUGGAAAAAGGAACUGUGCCUGUUGAACAUUAUGAUCACAUAUUUGUGUAUGAGUGUGAGGAUCUAUAUGGUGACUGGCCAGUUCUUUUCGAGAAGUUGUUAAAGGAUGUUAAAGAGGAGUACAGGAGUACCCAACACCUUUGGUUCUUCUUCGAUCCAAAUAAGUUCCUCUCCACACAGUUUGAAAGACACUUGCAAUUUCUCGAGAGAGGCACAAGGCUCUUCAAAGUUUAUGGGAGCACGCAAAACAAUUUUAAUCAAGUUAAGAAAUAUUUCGAGACAGCUGUUUCAAGUGCAAAACUUCCCGAAGCAGGGCACACACCAUAUGGACUCCCGAUUCAGUGGAAUGACUCACUCACAAGAGAUGACGGGGUGGAGGCUGGAGCAAAACUUAUUAAGGAGUAUAUCGAAGGCUUCCGCAGAGAGAAAGUCAAGGACAAGGAGAUAUGCAUUCUCACAAUAAAUGAGGAGGUUCGAGGUAGCAUCAUUUCAGAGCUCGAGAGAAUCCAAGUUCAGUGCCAAAAUGCCACAGAUUGCUAUAAAAAUGGUGAAGAUAAAGUUGUGGUGGAAAGCAUAAGACAAUUCAAAGAACUGGAUUCAAAUGUAGUAAUUCUUUACGACCCACCAUAUUGUUUGGUAUCUAUAAUAGAAAAUGCUGGAGCAAAACUUGUUAAGGAGUAUAUCAAACAAUUCCGCAGAAAGAAUGUCAAGGACAAGGAGAUAAUCAUUGUCACAAUAAAUGAAGAGGUUCGAGAUAGCAUCAUUUCAAAGCUUGAGGAAAUCCAAGUUCAGAGCCAAAAUUCCACAGAUUACUUAAUAAAUGGUGAAGAUAAAGUUGUGGUGGAAAGCAUACGACAAUUAAACAGACUGGAUUCAUAUCGCGCAGUAAUUAUGUACAACCAACAACAUUGUCUCUUACCUGGGACAGAGGAGCAUGUGAAGUCACUUCUGUAUUUAGCAGUGUCUAGCUGUGUUUGCAAACUGGUGGUUAUCACCACCAAACGUGGUUGUAAGGCUUUGAAAUCAGAAGAAGGCCUACUGAUGAUUAACAGUGCCGAAGAGAUGAUUAACAUUGCCGAAGAGAUGAUUAACAUUGUUUCAUUUAUAAUUGAGCGUGACGUUCCAGAGACCUUGUAAAGCAGAUGUGUGAGGUCUGUCCUCCAAGUUCAGAAACUGUGAAUAUGAUGAAAAGCAAGCCUGCACUGCAGGCUUGCCUUUCGUUAUAUUCACAGUUUCUAAACUUGGAAGACAGACCUCACACAUAUGCAGUGCAGGCGUCUUGUUAUUGUGACCGUCACUCACCCCCUUGGUACAAAUUACCUUCUCUCUCCAGCCCUCCACUGCCAUAAAAAUCUAAGAUGGCGGCCAUUUUUCGCUAAGAAAAAACUAAGCACUUGCUUGCUCAAAUUACGUCUGCUCUGCAGGCUACGUACAGGCCUAAUGGCUUUGCAUUAGAAUGAAGCACUGAAAUGUUUUACUAUCCAUUUAGGCAGCUAAUGGCGGUCUGGGUAAGGUUAUAGAGCACUUGAGAAGUGCAAGUCAAUCGCCUCAUAUAGCUGCUCGAAUUUGAGCAGAUUAUGACUCAAAAAUGGCUGCUGAGAAAGGAGAAGAAAGCUUAUCAAGUAAGAAAUUCCCACAAUUAAGCUGCUUUAGCUUGCUCUGGCUUGAUUGGAACAAUGUCAACCAAAUUAGAAGUGACACUAAGAAAAAGUAGAUAGUGAAACUAUUGUGCAGUUAAACCUGGAGGCAGUGUGGUCGAGUGGUCAGCGUGUCGGACUCACAAUCCACCACUACCGGGUUCGAGUUCCACCCUGACCACUACCUGGAUUUGUUUCAUGGAAGCUCCGAGUUCAAAUGGCCAUGCUUGUAAAUAGCCAACUGGUU
This is a messenger RNA of Stylophora pistillata, 3230 nucleotides long. RefSeq lists its product as uncharacterized. The record is from RefSeq and is a predicted model, not a curated record. NCBI's taxonomy places the organism in Eukaryota, Metazoa, Cnidaria, Anthozoa, Scleractinia, Pocilloporidae.